Lethenteron reissneri (Far Eastern brook lamprey) is the source of this 12737-nucleotide messenger RNA. Its product is annotated as neutral amino acid transporter A-like. Gene Ontology annotation, molecular function: L-aspartate transmembrane transporter activity; L-alanine transmembrane transporter activity; symporter activity. Gene Ontology annotation, cellular component: plasma membrane. The record is from RefSeq and is a predicted model, not a curated record. Gene Ontology annotation, biological process: L-serine transport; L-glutamate transmembrane transport. NCBI's taxonomy places the organism in Eukaryota, Metazoa, Chordata, Hyperoartia, Petromyzontiformes, Petromyzontidae.
UCAGAGCAGCAGCAGCAGCUCAGAGCAGCAGCAGCAGCUCAGAGCAGCAGCAGCAGCAGCGCCAAUGGAGAAGUCAGCGAGUAACGGUGUCUGCGAGGUCGAGGACACGGCCCAGGGAAGCGGCUCCGUCCCCGAGAGCGGCGGCAACGCGGCGGCGGCGGCGACGGCGGCGGAGCCCGCGGGGGGUCCCGAGGCGAGCGGGCGGCUGCGCUUGGCGUGGCGCUGCGUGCGCGCCAAUGCCCUGGUGCUGCUCACCGUGGGCGCCGUGCUCACGGGCGUGGCGCUCGGCAUGGCCGUGCGGCCGGUCGGCCUCUCGCGGGCCGGCGCGGCCUACUUCGCCUUCCCGGGAGAGAUGCUGCUGCGCAUGCUGAAGAUGAUCAUCAUACCGCUGGUGGUGUGCAGCUUGGUGUCGGGCGCGGCCAGCCUGGACACGCGCACCCUCGGCCGCCUCGGGGGUCGCGCCAUCCUCUACUUCCUCGUCACCACGCUCAUUGCCUCGGCCAUUGGCGUGGCCCUCGCCCUGUUGAUCAAGCCCGGGGCUGGCGGCUCGGACGCGAAACCCAACCUGGGCGACAGCGGCAGCCCAAUGCCUCCUGCGCGGGAGGCCGUGGACUCGUUCCUGGACUUGACCAGAAACCUCUUCCCUGCCAAUCUUGUGGCUGCUGCUUUUCAAUCGUAUGCUACCGUCUACAAUUAUAUUUCCGUGACAACAAAUGUCACAGUCGACAACACAACCUUGCAGAAUGUCACGAUUGAAAAGAUCCCAGUUGGUUCGGAUGCGGACGGAAUGAAUAUUCUGGGACUGGUGGUGUUUGCCAUUGCCUUUGGAAUUGCUCUGCGGCAACUUGGGACAGAGGGAGAGGUCCUCAUUCGCGUGUUCAACGUGUUUAACGAAGGGACCAUGGUGCUCGUGUCCUGGAUCAUGUGGUAUGCCCCCAUUGGAAUCAUGUUCCUGGUGGCCAGCAAGAUUGUGGAGAUGCAGAACGUGGUUCUGCUGAUCACUAGCCUGGGCAAAUACAUAAUGUGCUGCGUCGUGGGGCAGCUCAUUCACGGCCUCAUUGUGCUGCCAGCGAUCUUCUUUGCGUUCACGAGGAGGAAUCCGUACACGUUCCUGCUUGGUAUCCUCACAGCCCUCACCACCGCCUUCGGCACCUCUUCAAGCUCGGCGACGCUGCCCCUCAUGAUGAAGUGCGUGGAGGAGAACAACGGCGUGGACAAGCGCAUCAGCCGCUUCAUCCUGCCGAUCGGCGCCACCGUGAAUAUGGAUGGUGCCGCUCUGUUCCAGUGUGUGGCCACCGUCUUCAUCGCUCAGUUCAAUGACAUACAUUUGGAUGCGGGGCAGAUCUUCACGAUCCUCGUCACGGCAACAGCAUCGAGCGUGGGAGCAGCUGGGAUCCCAGCAGGCGGCAUCCUGACGCUUGCCAUCAUCCUGGAGGCGGUCGGCGUCCCCACCAAAGACCUGUCUCUGGUUCUGGCGGUCGACUGGUUCGUGGACCGCACCUGCACCGUGCUCAAUGUUGAAGGCGACGCCAUCGGCGCUGGGAUUCUGCAUUACACCAACACGGAGCGAGAGGAGGCAGCCGUGCCGGCCGUGGAGGAACUGGCCGAAAUCAAGAUGGAAACGCCGAUAAACGGGCGCUCGGGCAGUGAGGCAUCGCCGUUGAUUCGGCACAACCACGUCGUGUCUCUCACCCCCACGUCGCCCGCCCAGGAGUCUGCGCUCUGAGUCGAACGCGAGGACAUUGGAGAUACACCUUACUGCAGUCCCAUGCCCAAAGGCAGGUGAUGGUAAAUCUGUGUUAGUACUCCACAUUCAGUGGGUCACCAUAUUAUGAUAACUUGCAGCACUGAUUCAUUUUUAUGAUUCUAAAAUAUAUUUAAAAAAAUACAUUGAGGAAUUGAUUAUAUUUGUAAUCUGGGUUAAUGCAAGCACACCAGCAGCUAUUGUACGUAGUUAUCCUUGCACACCAUGAUUCUCCCGAUUCAUAGUUUAUUCUGGGUUAGAUCGUGUAGGUGUGAUGUCUGGGUUAGAUCGUGUAGGUGUGAUGUCUGGGUUAGAUUGUGUAGGUGUGAUGUCUUGGUUAGAUUGUGUAACGUCUGAGUUAGAUUGUGGAGGUAUAACGUCUGGGUUAUAUCGUGUAGGUGUAACGUCCGGGUUAGAUUGUGGAGGUGUAAUGUCCACCGUGAGUCAAGUUGGACAUAUGUGCCCGUUGGUUUUGUUCUUCAGCAACCGGUUACGUUGAAAAGCAAGCAACAUUUAAAACAUUUUCGUGUGACAUUUCAACGGCGAGUACAAACCAGCGUCAUCAGGCGAUAGCAAGAGAUCAUAUCGAAGUGAAUGCACUUCCUGAUCUGGCUCCUGGAGUAGGUGCUAUGCCACCAUCAGAUCAGCAACGCAGGAGAACCGGAUUUGAUCAAAAGAAUUGAAUGCAGAUUGACCGGUUGUAAGUGACAGGGUUAAAUAGUGUAACAAGGUGAAGCUGAUUCAUCGUUGGUGAAAAUAUCAAUCGGUUAUGUUGAAGUGUAUUGUAUUAGUCAUGAUUGAUAUUAGUUACAUUACAGCUUCAUUGUUUACAAAAUCCCCUAGGGUUAUAUCGUAAGGUGUAAUUUAUCUGUCUUUCUGGUGAUUGUUUUUUUUGUGAUUGGAAUAUGCAGGUACGUUGAAUUUAAGAGAUUAUUAGUUUUUUACAUUAUUGUAAUUAUGAUGUUUUAUUUUAACUUAAAAAGGCAGAGUUAAUUGAUGUUAUGAAUCUAUUUAAGCAUUAUCUUCAUAGGAUUACUUAAUUCAGCAUCAUAAUGAUAAUUUGUUCUUAAUUCGUUUCAGGGCAGCGUUUGGUCUAUAGCAAGUCACCCUGUUCACGUUGUUUUUCCUUUUUUCAAUUUUAUUUCCCUAAUUAUUGUUUGCCAAUAAUAAUACAUUUUACACGGAACUCUAAUCUUACCAGCAUAAAUUGUGUGCCCUUCCUGACAUGCGUGUUCAACCGCAGACAUCUGCGUCUGUGAAUAUUUAAUGUUCGAUAUUCUAUGGUUCUUUCGGUAAAGUCACGUAUAUAGAAAAAAAAUAAUAACAAUAAAAUAAAAAGAAUGGGUUCUCCCUUAUCUCCGGUUGUGGCCAAUAUUUUCAUGGAAAAAUUUAAGAUGAACGCCAUCCAGGCAUCCACUCUACGCCCGUCCUUGUGGAAGAGGUACGUGGAUGACACAUUUGUCAUCUGGCCACAUGGCCGACCGGCUCUGGUACAAUUCCUUAACCACAUCAAUUCCAUACACCCAGCAAUCAAAUUCACCAUUGAAGUAGAAAGGAUGGCAUGCUACCCUUCUUAGAUGUCUGAAUCAAAUAGAGACCAGAUGGCUCAAUGAGCAACUGUCUACAGGAAAGUAACCCUUACUGACACCUAACUAAAACCUGAUUCCCACCACCAUCCAUCCCAGAAGAAUUCCCUCAUCAAAAUGCUACACCAUAGAGCUCAAUGUAUCUCCGACCAUGAACACCUGACCAGUGAACUCAAACAUGUACACCGGGCUCUCAUGGCGAAUGGAUAUUCUGACUACACAAUCCGCAAAGCCAUCACCCCAACCGUGAGGAAGGAGCCAUCUGAUGAUCCAAUCAAAAUGAUCACCUUACCUUACAUAGCAGGGAUAACCAAAAAUAUUUCCAAAAUCUUGUAUAAACACAAAUCCAGGUCCGAUUUAACACAGUGCAUAAAAUCCGUGACCUGAUCCCAUCUGUGAAGGACAAGAUUCCUGACAUGCAAUAUCCCGGCGUCGACAAACUCAGCUGUAUCUGCGGCAGCAGUUAUAUUGGGAAUCAAACGACAUGUCUCAGACCAUGUUCGUGAACAUAAGGCAGAUCUGAAACAUGGCAGGACCAAUACUUCUGUCCGUGGCUGAUCAUUACUUUAAUGCAGCUGGCUCACACGAAAUUUAUUUCUCUAAGAUGAUGGUACUUUGCAAGACGACUGGCUAUCAACAAAUAUUCGUUCACGAAGCCAUCCAUAUAUACAGACCCAGACACAAAUUCAACCGAGACGACGGUUUUAAACUCAGCAAUCAUUGGAAAGAUGUCAUCAACCACUUUGACUUGAUUUGUGUUUUUUUGUCCAUCUCCACCGUCAGCAGUGUGAGUGUGUGGAGCGAGGUGCAAUGCUUUGAUUGAUGUAGACCUACUGCUGGUGUCGGGGCCCUCUCCCACAUUAACAUUAGCUGCUCCGCCCAUCUCUAAACCUUUAAAAACAGCUUUCCCUCAGAGGCUAACCUCCCUGUUCCUGAUGACGACCACUUGUGUUGCGAUCGAAACGUCGUGAUAUUUUUUUUAUUCACUUUAUUUUCAUUUUUGUUAUUUUAUUUUUAUUAUUUUUCUAUCUACAUGACUUUACCAAAAGAACCAUAGAAUAUGAAUUCCUGCAGUCAUGAAAGUUUAAAGUCAAAAUAUUUGAUGUUCUUUAAUUCGUAUACUAAUUUUACGACCUUUUCGACCAAUGUAACAUUUGCCGCAACAUACACACAGGCUGGUGUACACCUUCUUAUCGCCUAAAAAUUAUAUAUAAUGGAUAACGUAGAAUGGUGAAAGUGGCGUAGUGUUGUGUAGUAGUGUGGUGUUGUGUAGUAGUGGUGCAGUGUAUUUGCACAUUAUAGCAGGAGUUUGGUGUAGUGAUUGGUGUAGUGUAGCGGUGUAGUGGUGCAGUAUAGUGGUGGAGUGCAGUGAUGCAGUGUCAUGUAGAGGUGCAGUGCAGUCGUGCAAUGCAUUGGUGGAGUGCAGGGUCAAGGUGCAGUGCCAUGUUGUGCACCGUAUCUUGCAGCAUCAACAGUGACUGGUGACAACAGUAGCAGACAAAAACUAUAUUCACAUUCAUAAUCAUCUUCAUCGUCAUCAUUAUCAUCUAUAUUAAUGUUUUAGGUAUAGAGCAGAGCUUCUGACAGUGCUCACAUUUCAUCUGCAUACUCAAGCUGCUGCCUGUGGGAAAUUGCAGACAGCAUGAUGAGUGUAGCACCUUCUUCUAUCUCGGUCGCAGAUCUCUGCGAUCGAGAUAAACGUGUGGUGCUCUGAUCUGCCGUGUUUGUUGGUAGCAACGUGCAUGCAUCACAGCCUCCCACCAGGACUGUGCCCUCUCGAAAGACAAAGAUCCCCCAUGUAGCCUUAACAGACUUUUCGGGCAUGUGAUGUUAGCGAGCACCUAUGAAGGCCGACACGGCACACCAGGGGGUGGGUGGCCAACGCCACGCCCGACCACCUUUGUCUGCCCAGUGGCGAUGUUUACAAAUCGCACUGGGUUCGAAUUUGAGGCCAAGUCGACCUAGUGGAGGUCCAGGACCGGUUCAGAUAUUCUUCACCGGUGUUGGCCGUGUGCGGGAAUCAAACUCGGAUCGCCAGGUUCGUAGCGCACGGCGCAAACGCGACAUUGCCGCUCCCCACUGUGCCCUCUCCCCCUGACUCUACACAGACAUCUGCAGACCCCACGGAUAAUAGGCUCUGUCUGUCCCCGUCAUGACCAGUUCUGUCUGACGUCAGUGACAUUGUGAAUUAAACAGUAGAAUCAAGCAGUGCUAGUCGCGGUCUUUGCAGUUUUUUUUAUUUGAACGAAUGGAGAAAAGCAAAAGGAGUCGAGCAAGUGAUGGUCGCAAAUGAGUGGAGUUUCACUCUUCUAAAUACCGAAUGCGCAUUACUCAAUUUCUUUUUUAUUUGUAUUUAAUCCAUUCAUAUGGAGCCAGUGCACCAAGUAAGACUCCACAUGUCACUUGUUUCUAGAUGUCUCCAUGUUUGAGUAUCUUGUAACUGUAUGGAAAUUAUAUCUUUCUCUGUGUUUGCCUGAGAGUGUCUGUGUAUUGAUGUAUUUGUGUGUGUGUGUAUCUUUUAUACGUUGGCCUUCAUAGGUGCUUGAAAACAGCACUUUCCACAACAGUCAAUUGAGCCUAUUCGUGGGAUAUUUGUGACUAUCUGUUUAUGUUUUUCCAUGUUUUUCACUUUCGCUGAUGUUUUCUCUAUAUCUGCCUUGUUGCGUAACUCUGUCUCAUUGUGUUUCUCCCUCUUUUUUGCGAAUGGCUCCAUUUCUAGUAUCUCACUCUGUCGCUGCUUGUACAGUAUUUCUGUGCCACUGUGGUUUGCUUUUCUGUAUUUGCAUAUGUCUCUCUCGGUUUCUUCCUAACUUCUGCCACGGUGGCUGUGAGGUGUUAUCUCCCUCACCUGGUAUACAGGAGUUCGUAGGUUCGAUCUCGACCCUGACGCCUGUAUAUUUGGAGUUUGCAUGUUCUCCCUGUGGUGGCGUGGAUUUUUCUCCGGGUCCUCCAGUUUUUUCCUCCACAUUUAGAAACAUGCGCUUAAAGUAUUUGGCUGCAAGACAUUUCCACGUGAUAAGCUACUUCAUUGAGCUAUCAUUUGUGGCCAGGUCACUUCUGAAAAAGAGCUAUAUAGCUCAGUCGGCCUUAUCUGAUCAAAUAAAAAAUGUGUUUAGUUUUAGUUUAUGUGUCUUUCUUCAUGUCUCUCUCCUGUAUUUCUAAAUCUGAGAUGUUUCAUGACCAAACACAAGUGUUCCACAUAAGUACACAAUUGUGCCAUUAUUUCAAGGCUCAAAGCAACCUAAUCCAUUUUCAUUUUAUGAAAGGAAGCACAAACAAUCUAUUAAUCAGAUUAUGUUAUUUUGUAGUCACCAAAUAUGAGAUCGCAUUUCUUUAAAAUCGGAGACGGAUUAAUUUUAAACUGGUAAAUUUGACCAAUACUCUGCACACACACGCAGAGUCUGGGACACAUAUGCACAUGUAUAUAGUAUACGCUGAAAAUGUAAACAAGCACAAAUCCAAACACCACAAGCCUGUACAAGCACCGCCAUCUGAUCCCAUCUUAAAGAGAGGAUACUCGUCUUUAAAAUAUGGAAAUUCCCCAACAUUGAUCCAACCAAAGCCUGACUGCUAACGAGACACUGCACGUCGAAACCACUCCAGAGUUUGUUGUGCUGAAUCAAUGUUACUGAAAUUGUGCACUUUCAGAAGGCCGUCUCGCCGAUGGGCAGUUUAAGAAUGACUUUUCUGUUUAUGUGUAAAGAAAGACAUGUGAAUGGGACAAUUUGUCUGCUUGUGUCUUUUGAUUUUAAAUGAGUUGGCUGCUAUUCAUAAGAGGUAUUUUGGGUUAGAUCGCAUAAAUAUAAAUGUGUUAUUAAACUCGCCACCACCCGACACAGCCAAUUAGGAAGGUUUGUCACAUAAACAAAACAUCCCAAUUAGUUACUAGUUAAGCACACCGGUUGUGUGUUGGAGAGUUAACCCACAACAUUUACAAUUCGAGUACCGUGACGUUUUGUCGAUAGUCACAACCAGCCUUGUCAAGCGACAGCCGGUGUGCUGAACUAGUAACUAAUUGGCAUCUUUUGUUUAUGUGACAAACCUUACUAAUUGGCUGUGCUGGUGGCGGGUUUAACGACACAUUCAUAUUUAAGCGAUCUAACCCAAAAAAAAACUUUUAUGGGUAUUGGUCGUGAAAGGAUCCGUGUUAGACUGGUUGCUUUUAUUGUCAGAAUACUGAGGGUUUUUAAACAGCCCUUUACAACCUGAUGAUUAAUCAAGCAAGAAAUUAAAGUUGAGUAUUUAACCGUGCAUUUACCAACAAUUCAAUAUGCAGCCUCAGUAACGCGAGGUGCACGAAUUCCAACCUCGGGGUAUGCUGGGUAGUGAAAUGCCAGAUUUUCUUUUUUUACUGAGGGCUGCUUGUUCAGUGGAACAGUCAAACAUAAAUGUUCUCAGGAUAUGUACAGUGAGUCCUAUUAUACAAUUACAGACAGCCAGCUUUACCGAAAAAUUAUAUAUUUAUGCCAGACAAGAGCACAUGUGUAGUCACUUUACAAGGGAUGCCAUAAUGCGUAGACAGGGUUGUAACAAGGUAAUAAUAACAAAGGUAAACGAGUAUAAGCCUAAACGUGUGUUUAAAUGCUUCUUAGAAGUAUUUUCACGGUAUAAAAUUAAGUCACCAAGACAAAGUAUGCAUGCGAGCCAAGAAUAUGAAAUUGAAUGUAUGCGCUUCGUGAAAAAGUGUUAAAACCCUGAACUGAACCACAAGGGGAUUUUUGUAACAGGAGCCAAAUUUGAGGUGAGACAGCGUGCGUGACCUGGUAGAGGGGGUCCUCAAUUUUUAUGGUACCACAGAAGAGGUAAGGAACAAAAUCGUGUUUACAUCAUUUUACAUAUUAAACAUGGGAAAUGUCGGAGUGCAAUCGUUAGCACAAUGGAUUUUCCAUCCACAGGUCGCUUGGUUGAAUUACAUCUCCCGGCGUGGCACUGCAAAAAGGGUGCAAUUUUCUAACAUUCCCCCACUGCCUCUGCACCCAGCAGGGUAAAUGGGUACAUCAGUGAGUCUAAACUGCAAACUAUUAUUUCAUUUUACCACGUAAGGCCCACUGAGCUACGUAGCUCUUUUUCAGAAGCGACCUGGCCACAAAUGAUAGCUCAAUGAAGUGGCUUAUUGUGUGCAAAUUUAUAGCGGAGGACCUGGAGAAAAAUCUGCUCGACCACAGGAAUAACAUGUAAGCUGCAAACAUACAGGAGGCGUCAGGAUCGGGAUUGAACUCACGACCUAUUGUAUACCAGGCGAGGUAGUUAAAAUCUCGCCACCGCGAGUCGAUCGGAAGGUCACGUGUGUGUUGGAAUAAAGCGUGGGUACGCCCAUUAUUUGGAUUAUUUUUCUGCUAUAAAUGUCCAAAUGAUCAGCUACUUUGUUGAGCUAUCAUUUGUUGCCAGGUCGCUUUUCAACAAUAAGUUAAUACGUCCGUGGGCUUUGUCUGGUAGGAUGGGGAUGGUUUAGGUUGAUUUGUUUGUGUUUUGGUGAUUUGUUUAUCUUUUUGUACUUUGCACUCCUUUCAUGUUUUUGUCCUGUUUGUUGCUGUAACGUUCUUACCCGCCCCGACUGGAGAUAUGUGAAAAAGAGCUUUAUAGCGCAUUGGAUUCCUCCAGUAUAAAUAAAUAUGAUUCUGAUAUUUUGAUAACACAUGCGGUCAGCGUGCAAGAGAAGAACAGACACCCUCUGGAGUUCGCUCUAGAGGAGGCCCUUCCACCAGCAGUGGCGUGAGCGAGCAAUUUCAAGGCCGUACCCUUUACCUUUCAGAUAUCAAGCAGCAGGCGUUUAAAGAUGGAAAUUAUCAACAUCUACCUGAAUAUGAAUGCGCAAUAAAGUUAUAAAUGAAGAUGUACUGCUUUGCUAGAUUGUGGCCAAUAUAAAAUCAAUAAGCAGGCAAUGCAUUUGUUUCAGUUUACCAAACUAUCACCAGGGAAUGCCUGCGAAAUGAAUGUGGCCGAGGAGCGCGACACUAUCGGUGAGUGUGAGUGUCAUCCACAAAAGCUCUUGUGGCCCAAAAACUAAACACCCCCCAACGAAUUGCCUUGGUUAUACACGUACUGCUGGGAAACAUUGUCCUGGAUAGCCUAUGGAUUGUGAAUUUACUUGAAGAUACCGUACCAAUCAAACUUUCAAUCUACAAUAAAAUGUUCGUGUAAUGCAUUCACAAUAGAAAUACCGUAGCUCCCGUUUGUAAUAGAAAGUUAAUUGAAAAUUUACAUUCAUAGUUUCAGUGUUAAAGUUUCUUGCACACAUUCGUGUCUUGGAUUCAUUUGUAUUUUACACGUUUCAUUAUCAUUUCUCUACUUCGAAAGCUAUAUUCCAACAGAUUUUAUUAAUUGUACAGUAUUUUUAGGCACCAAACUGCAAACGUUAUCACCAACUAACAAGUCACAAUUCUCACUGCCACACAAUUCUGUCUACACGAUAGAAGAGCCAUUGCCCAACACCUUAGCAUGGUUUUCAUAGUUAUAAGGUAGAACGUGUUCACGAUUAUGGAGUUAGUGUCUUAUCAUUCUGUAGUUAUACCUCCUAAAUAUUGUUAUACUUAUACACACACCAUGCGUCACAGAUAAAACCUGUCUGAUGAAAUGAUCAAACACCAAAAUGGUUACCACCAUCGAAGACCACGCACAUUGAAGCAAAUAUUGCUACACCCUGACAGGGUAACUGCAUAAACGUGGUGAGUACCACGUGUAACUAAGACCACAACGGGGUAACUACACUCUACACUACAACGAGGUAACUACAUAACCGGGUUAGUCAGUAACGUACUGCCUGACCCACGAGCCGAGCGUAACGAUCGAAGACCGAAGCGACGUAGCAUGGCGGGUUGAUUCCAGACAACAGCCCUGAUCGGCUCUCGGGACCUCCCUUAUAUGCGCCUGAGCGUGGCCUGGCUCCGCCCACGGCCAUACCCCCUUCUGGAUCCUACCAGAAGGUUCUAGGCUGCAUGUCAUGUGUCCCACUCGCCCCCCUCGGGCCCCCCUCGUUACCCUAUCCUGGUCACGUGCCCUCUCGGGUUCACCCAGAGUAUCAUGUCCUGGCGUGCCCUCUCUCUGCCCGUUACCGGAACCAGUGAGAGGCUCGAACACACGUAGUUCCUCUCUAUUCUCAAUAGCUGGCGCUAAGCGCCGUAGUGACUUAAUAUACGUCACUACACAUGUAUACUGUACUGUAAAUACAGAAAUAAACUGUAUGUUUCAGGUUGUUUAAUACUUUCAGUGUGUCUGGUAUAGGAUUUUUAGUUUUAAGUUACCAGGGUUUUCGUGUUUUUUUCACUCUUCUGUUGAAUCGUCUUUGAGGCCUUCAUUGUCAGUACAGGGCCAAUUCGUGAAAAUGUUUGUGUUUACAUGGAUUUAAUGCAGUAGGUUUUUUUCUGCACGUACGAUAUUGUGGUACCAUUUCUGUGUAGUGGAAUUAAUUGAAAUACUGCAAUACAAAUGUGAUAUUAUUUAAGAUCAAGGCUAUGCUUCAUGAUAAUUCAAGACAAAUUGGCAAUUUGUGUUCAUGCCAUCUAUUAAGUGAUUGGUGAAGAGUCGCAGCCAGGAAAUGGCAUAAUACAGACAGACGGUAAUACUGGUUAAAUAAUAAAACAAAAUUGAGUGCUUUUGAGAAAAUGGUUAUAAAACAAUGAAAAACUAUAUUGUCACAUCAAUUCUUUUAAAUCUAUGGGAUACUUUUUGGCAGUAUCAAGAUGAUGAAACAAGAAAAAAAAGGCUUUAAGCUUUCUGGCAAAAAUACAGGAGGUGUUAAUAUGUGGAAACACCAAUCAGACACCUAUUAAAAGGGUAUCAAGUCUGCUUUAACCACGCAUGCUUGUGGUAAAACAUGCAAAUAAUUGUUUUCAUAAUGAAAACACUGUCCUUGAAAUUGAUUGGCCACACAUUGUCAGAGCAUACCGUAUUUGUAUUAGCAAAAGUAUGUGUGGUGUCUGUUAGGUGUUUGAACUUCUUAACACCUGUAUUGUUGACAGAAGCCUUUUCUCUUUUCGUCAAUGAUUUACUGGUAUGGCACAGUGCCUAUCAAUGCAUAUGCAAUGAAAUAGUCAAUGGCAAAUGAUAAAAAAAAUCUGAUCACCUGGGGAGGAUGAAAGUAUGAAUGUUUAAAAUACCACCUCUGGGGAUUUCAUUGCAAACACAAAUCUAACACUCCACAGUUGUCCUAAUUAAAACUACCAGUACUUGGCACGAUCAGAAGAGAACACAGCAUGCGAUGAUGACGGUCUCAGGAUGAGACCCACAUGAGGAUAUGGCUGGUGGGGAGAUUAAGCCAUUUUGUUACAUAUGGGUGUAUCGGGUUGCACAUAACUCGGGUUAAAAUCGACAGCAUUAAUAGAGAGAUGCCUUUGAUCAAGCAGUCGAUUUUAAAUUGUUUUGGAAGGGUAAUGCUGCUGGGUAUGGCCUGCGUGAUAUUGUUUCGAUCAGUGCAAUAGUCAUCAUAUGUCUAUUGUUUCUGUAACUUAAUCUCGAUUGUAAUUUGAUCAGUCUAAAACUAAUCUGCUUGAGCUGACGCCGCAGUUAUUUAAUGAUUUGACAUUAAUUUAUGUUCGCGCAUUAUUUUCGACAAAAAAAAUCGACAAUUGUUUUUGCAAUGAUUUAUAUUUGCUUCGUUGUUGUACUUUAAAUUAUUUUGCGUUUUUAAUGUUGGUGACACGGGUCACUGCUGUGAGACUCACCCUGGUCUCAUGAGCUCUCACCUGGUUACGCAAAUGAACUUGACUUGAUAAGCUCGAUAUUUUGUUUAAAAUAUUUUUUUAAAUAAAGUUAACAGCUAGUACGGUUAUACCUUUAAUAUAAAUCUAUUAUGAACAAAAAAUGUACACACACGGACAAAAUGUCACAAGCAUCUUUUAAAUAGAAAAUACUGUUCGGUUCAUCAUUCAUGAUUGUUUUCCAUUUGAGUGACAGUCAAUGACAAUUAGCAAAAUUGUUAUUCGGAAAGCAAAUUAACAAUAAUAAAUGAAUAUUAUUAUUACCUAAAGUUACUGUAGUAAUAUAGGCAGAAGUUCAUUAAUAUGGAACAAUUCGUGCGGCUGUAGUUGGUGCUAAGUUCUCAGCUGAGUUCCUUAUACUGGCGUGACUUUGUUGCUUUGAGUUCAGUUUCACGGUGGUAAUGUAUCAAUGCACAUGUGUAUGUAUACGUGCAGGUCAAUUGGUGUAGUGUCGGUAUUGAUGUGAUUGGAACGUUCAUUGCAUAAGUUUAAUUCAAUAAUGCACAGUUAUUGUGACCAGCUUACAGCGGUGAACUAUUUUUGAAGUAGUGUAUGUGCACAGCAAUGUCACAUCUUGCAGAGAUGUUUUAGACUUGUAACCCUUAUAUUGUAAGUUAAAACUGAUAGGUCGUGUGUAAACACUAUUUUACUCUAUGUUGAAAAUAAAGUAGUGUGGACUGGUAAUAAGUAUAUUAAAUAUUAGAAAACAAA